CAAGUACUGCGGUUGACUUCCACAUCACUGAAGGAUUUUUGAUUAGAAGAUGAAGUUCCCGGAGCCGAAGACGUUCCGUGGUGCCAUGUCCCCGGCAAUUCUAUUCAGCUGGGCCUGCGGAUGUGGAAUCUUUGAGUUUCCAAGUGGACAUCCGCGACCUGUCCUAUCUCUUUUCUGGUCAAGCCUUCAUUUCGUGGUUUAUUUAAGUAGUUGCUUGGGCAUCAUUCGAAUACCGAUUUUACCGAUAGUGCGCGAAACACCGCUGAUUAAGUAUUACUAUUAUAUCAACAGCUGCUUUGGUACGAUGUGCGUCAUCACUUCAAUAGUUGGCGCUCGGAAAAUACAGAAAUUGAAAAAUUUCCACCAUAGGCUUAAAAAAGUCAACAAGAACUUGCAGAAGAAUUUCGGGAUCCCUGAGGAUUAUGGAGCAGCCUUCAAGUGCAACUUAGUUCACCUUAUCGUGGCUUUUAUAAAUAUAAUCAUUAUCACCUUCGCAAGUGGCAUUUUUAUAAUUAACGCACAGAAUUCCUCCCUCAUCAUUUUCUGGAUUAGCCGAAUCUAUCAAAUCAUCUAUAUGUCAACCCUUAUCUGCACUUACUGCGGUUUGAUCAGGUACAUCAGUAACCGGUUCCAACAACUGAACGCGUAUAUUCUUGAGUUGGCAUUCAGUGAUAGUGAGACAAUACCGUUUCUCCAAAGUUUGAGCCGCUCCAAAUUUUCACCACACUCCCUGAUCAUGUUCGAGAUUCACGGAGAUCUGCGUUUGGCCAAAGCUGCGGAUAUACAUUGGAAGGUGUACGUUUUGCGGGAAGUAAGGAGUAUACAUCAUGAGCUAUGCAUGGCUGCCGAGGAGAUAAAUAGGGUCUUUGGAAUACAGAUCGUUUUCGUUAUGGGAAUGUCGAUUUACAACAUAACUUCACUGAUUUUCGGCCUCUACCUGCUAUUAACAACCCCAACUAUGAUGUUUCAAAACUUUCAUCACGCAUACUUCUUUUAUAACCUUAGUUGGUUCAGUUUUUUUUUAACAGUAAUUUUUUACAUCGUUCAUUGCAGUUCUAUGGUCUCCGACGAGGCGCAGAAGAUUGGUAAGCUAAUGUACGAAGUGGGCAAACGAAAUAAGGAAACACAAGACGAGAUCAACGCCUUUUCGAUCCAGCUCUUGAAAAAUCCAUUGAAACUGACGGCGAAUGGGUUCUUCGUUCUCGAUUACAAGAUGAUUUGCGCGGUGGGUGGAUUGGUCUCAACCUACUUGGUAAUUCUAAUUCAAAUGCACGCUGUUAGCAAUUAGGAAACUGAUAAGACAGCCCGUACAACUUUGACAGCAAAUACUGCAAUUU
Messenger RNA from Diprion similis, 1337 nucleotides. RefSeq names its product putative gustatory receptor 28b. The coding region runs from base 50 to 1288 and encodes 412 amino acids. Gene Ontology annotation, biological process: sensory perception of taste. The record is from RefSeq and is a predicted model, not a curated record. The transcript is spliced from 8 exons. Lineage: Eukaryota; Metazoa; Arthropoda; Insecta; Hymenoptera; Diprionidae. Gene Ontology annotation, cellular component: axon; dendrite; membrane.